Suillus clintonianus is the source of this 1281-nucleotide messenger RNA. RefSeq names its product pyridoxal phosphate-dependent transferase. Gene Ontology annotation, biological process: biosynthetic process. The coding region runs from base 1 to 1281 and encodes 426 amino acids. Lineage: Eukaryota; Fungi; Basidiomycota; Agaricomycetes; Boletales; Suillaceae. Gene Ontology annotation, molecular function: pyridoxal phosphate binding. The transcript is spliced from 5 exons. The record is from RefSeq and is a predicted model, not a curated record.
AUGUUGUCUUCGUUGUCAUUCCGGUUGUCACGUGGAGUCUUGAGCACAAUAUCUCCUCCCAUUCCACACGCAAAAUCAUGGGCAGCAAAGUACAAGCCGACAAAAACACGACCCUUGCUGGACAUGUCGCAAGGUGUUCCAGGAAGUCCUCCGCCCAAAGUCCUUCUCGAGGCUCUUUCACACACGUCGUCUUCUCCAGCAACAUCAGGGUACUGCCAUGUUCUUGGAGAAUCUACCCUUCGUUCUGCCUUUGCGGAGGAGAUGAAAACAGUGUACGGACGAGAUAUGGAUGUUACCCAAGACGACAUUGCUAUCACGUCUGGGUGCAAUAUGGCAUUCGUCGCGACUGUGAUGUGUCUUGCUGAUCCAGGAGAUGAGAUUAUCCUGCCAGUUCCAUGGUAUUUCAACCACCAAAUGAGCCUGAAUCUUCUCGGCAUCAAAACCAUACCGCUAUGUACCCGCGCUGAUGAGGGCUUCCUGCCUUCAACAAGCGACUGCGAGAAGCUAAUCAAUCCUCGGACAAAAGCGAUUGCGCUCGUGACGCCAAACAACCCAACAGGUGCAAUUUACUCUCCCGCCCUGAUUUCAAUGUUCGCCGAGCUCGCACAGAAACACAAUAUUGCUCUCAUCCUUGAUGAGACCUACCGAGAUUUUGUGGAUACCAUGCCCCCGCAUACCCUUUUCUCUCCAUCUCAGACUGGCAUAUUGAAGUCCUUUUGGUCAUGGAGGUCGAACGUAAUCCAUCUCUUCUCCUUUUCCAAGUCUUACUGCUUCCCUGGACAUCGGCUGGGUUUGAUUGCAGCGUCACCCGACCUCUUGAAACAUGUCACCACCACACUUGAUUGCCUACAAAUCUGUGCGCCACGCCCUCCACAACUCGCUCUCGCCUCUCCUGGCAUGCUGCCUACAUUGCGCCAGUCAAUCCAAACCAGUGCUCGAUCGCUUAAAAUACGCCACGAUAUCUUCCGCACGCAUCUCCCUCCUGGCUGGACGAUUGGUUCCCAAGGCGGUUACUUCGCCUUUGUAAAGCACCCUUUUGUUGGGAUCCCUGCAAUCACAUUAUGCGAGCGGCUUGCGGAAGAGCUUGGCGUCUUGACCCUUCCCAUGCAGUUCUUCUGCGAUGAUAGCGUCGGGUCUGACCUUGAGUCACAUGGACAGUCGAAGACGGACUGGGAGCGCUGGAUUAGGUUUUCGGUGGCGAAUGUGAGUGAUGAAAUGGUAAAACAAGUUUGUGGGCGACUGCAUGAGUGCGAGCAGCACCUUGGUUUGAAAGUAGAGUAG